Molecule: messenger RNA, 1431 nt
Organism: Condylostylus longicornis
Lineage: Eukaryota; Metazoa; Arthropoda; Insecta; Diptera; Dolichopodidae
Product: proline dehydrogenase 1, mitochondrial-like
Exons: 5
Coding region: 1-1431 (476 amino acids)
Cellular component (GO): mitochondrion
Molecular function (GO): proline dehydrogenase activity; FAD binding
Source: RefSeq, a predicted model, not a curated record
AUGGCGCUCAUUAGAACAACACUAUUCAACCAAUUUUGCGGCGGUGAAGACCUUGACGGCCUGGUAAAAACUGGUCAACGACUCAACGAUUUGGGUGUUGGAUGCAUCGUUGAUUUUGCUGCUGAAAGUUCUGAAGAAAAAGCGGACGUAACAAAAUGGUUGGAUUCUAAUGUUAUUUUAACUCAAGAUGCGAUUCGAUCAGCGGCACAAAUGAAAGAAAAAGAAAGUAAGAAAGUCGUAUGUGGCUACUCAUAUCUGCAUCACUUCGUUUCAGCCGGAGAAGCCAAAGGCAACUUCGCGUUCGUCGCUAUAAAAGUGACUUCUAUUUGCGACCCAGCUCUCUUGCGCAAACUCUCAACGACGUUGAACUUUGUGCAUCACGCUUUCGCGGCUGCAUGUGGCUCUCUUCAGCUGGAUGGCGGAGUUUCUGUUAUUGCAGAUCCACGGGAUCAUCAUCUGUUGAUGAAUCAGACCCUCACGCAAGCUCAAUUUACAUCCAUAGUAACAGCGUUAUGGCCGUCAGUUUCUUCAGCAUCAGCCGCAAAGAUGUAUACUGAAGCACUUCGUCAGCCUGGAUCGUUGGAGAACCAGAAAUUGACCCUUUCAUUUUUCCAAUGGCACAAGUACUUCACACCGCAGCGAUUGGCAUCAUUACCCGCUCCUGUCGUUCCUUCCAAUCCGAUUAAUACAGACGUAUUGAAACGCUGUUGGCUAUCAACGAGUGAUGUUGAAGCGAUUGAACUCGCAUCAGCACGAAUGGACCGAAUCGCAGAAUCGUCAAGAGAUCCAGAAAUCCGUUUGCUUGUCGAUGCAGAACAAACGUUCUUCCAAACAGCGAUUGACUAUUUUGCUGUUGAACAGCAAGAGAAAUUGAACAGGCCCAGGGAUCCGAACCAAGAUCUUCAUUCGGCUCCUGGACUCAUUUAUAAUACCUACCAAAUGUACCUGAAGAAUUCUCUGGGAAAGCUCAUGUGUGACGCAAAAAGGGCAGAAGUUUUUGGAUAUAAAUUUUCUGUCAAACUCGUUCGCGGUGCAUACAUGUUCCAAGAGCGGCGAUGCGCCGAAGAAGCGCAUUAUGAUUCGCCUGUUCAUAAUUCCAUCGAUGCAACUCACGAGUCUUUCAACGAAGGACUUCGUUUCAUGAUUAAAAAUAUUGGGAAUUCAGAGCUCCUUUGCGGAACCCAUAACGAAGACUCUGCCCGUUUGGCCGCGGCUCUUCUGUCUCAAAAAGCUGCAGGACAAGAUUUACGCAAUUUGCCGGUCUCAUUCGGACAACUUUUAGGAAUGUGCGACCACAUUAGUUUGAUUUUAUCCAAGGCUGGAUGUCGAGUCUACAAAUACACCCCCUAUGGACCAGUAAGCAUAUUAUCACGGAUGAGAGGAUCAUCACGUAUGAGUUAUCAUCAUGGCAUGAAUUAUCCAUCAAUGUGA